Messenger RNA from Oryza sativa Japonica Group (Japanese rice), 1307 nucleotides. Lineage: Eukaryota; Viridiplantae; Streptophyta; Magnoliopsida; Poales; Poaceae. The record is from RefSeq and is a predicted model, not a curated record.
CGCUUUAUUUAUGUCGACCUGCCAAUAGGAGCAAGUCCCCGUCUCGAGACACCAGCCGCGCCGCGCCUCGCCUCGCCUCGCCUCACCUCACCUCACCUCACCCUCCGCCUCGUCUCCUUCCCCCCUUUCCUCUACCCACGCACGCCCUCUCUCCCAUCCCAGCCGUAGCCGCGCCGUGACUUGUCUCGAUCGGCGGCGAGGAGGAGGGCUUCCGUUCCCUGGCCGGUGGGGGAGGAUCAGGCGGGGGGGCGGCGGGGAGGGGGAGGAGAUCGGUCUCGGUCGAUCCGCGCGCGGCGGCGAUGGCGCGGGAGAGGCGGGAGAUAAAGAGGAUAGAGAGCGCGGCGGCGCGGCAGGUCACCUUCUCCAAGCGCCGGCGCGGCCUGUUCAAGAAGGCCGAGGAGCUCUCCGUGCUCUGCGACGCCGACGUCGCGCUCAUCGUCUUCUCCUCCACGGGGAAGCUAUCCCACUUCGCAAGCUCCAGUAUGAAUGAAAUCAUCGACAAGUACAACACACAUUCUAAUAAUCUGGGGAAAGCAGAACAGCCUUCGCUCGACUUGAAUUUAGAACAUAGCAAGUAUGCACAUUUGAAUGAGCAACUUGCGGAAGCUAGUCUCCGGCUUAGACAAAUGAGAGGUGAGGAGCUUGAGGGAUUGAGCAUUGAUGAACUCCAGCAGCUAGAGAAGAACCUGGAAGCUGGUCUGCACAGGGUGAUGCUGACAAAGGAUCAACAAUUUAUGGAGCAGAUCAGUGAACUCCAGCGGAAGAGUUCACAGCUGGCAGAGGAGAACAUGCAACUCAGAAACCAGGUAUCCCAGAUAUCACCAGCUGAGAAGCAAGUUGUUGAUACUGAAAAUUUUGUUACCGAAGGACAGUCCUCUGAAUCUGUGAUGACUGCAUUGCAUUCUGGAAGUUCACAGUCGCAGGAUAAUGAUGAUGGCUCGGAUGUAUCCCUGAAAUUAGGGCUGCCUUGUGGUGCAUGGAAGUAACUGAAAGGAAAAAAAAAGCAUCCUUGCAGAUCUGGUUGGAGUCGUUGCGGCAUCCAGGGGAGAAACGCUUGUGUUAUUCCCAAACCCAGACUGCAAUAAUAUAAUCUUGCGUUGGAAGCGAGAUCAGUUAACCUGAUUUAUCAUCCUUGUGGCUGCAUGAUGCGAUGUUCCGCUUGUACUGUUCGCUAGGAUCUUGACUAAACUUUGAGAUCUAUGUGCCGUUUAAUUAUCCCAUCGCUAUUGGCACUCCUUAUGCGAUACAUCAUAUAUGCACUUUGUUGCUAUCUUAAUUAUGAUGCGUCUUUUGCAGCGUUCUAAGUA